GCUGUAUCCCUUCGUCAUUCAUGUUUGUACCCUCCAUCGAAAACCGUAUCUCACUCCCUCUUCUGCUCUAAUUGCUCACCACACAACACGUUUGCUGGCUCGUGUUGCUGCACGAAAAUUGAACUCCCAGCCAGCCCCGACCAUUCAUGGAUGGACACAGGCCAUCUAGCUCGUUGUAUGACUCUGCCAGCCUCAAUGAGUCUUUACGGCGAAACAAGGCGGUCGUAUGCGCCAUAUCCGCCAGCUAUAUCUCUACGUUUGCGGGAUAUCCGCUGGACUCCCUCAAAUCCAGGUUGCAGACUAUGAGAACACGAAUUUCGGUCCCCAAAUUGGCUCUUUCUGUGUACCGUGAGGAGGGUGUUGCUGGGUUUUAUCGAGGACUCUGGAUCCCAUUGAUGACCAUAUCGUUCGUUCGCGCCGCUUCCUUCACGAUUUACACUCGCACAAAGGAGUACUGUCGAGAUCGCGCUGUGCUCGACGAGAACAGACUAUUGGGUGCCGCAUGUGUGGGAGGUCUGGGUGGUGCUAUGGCAGGCUCUUUGAUUUCUUUCUGCAGUGCACCAUUUGAGCUCGUCAAGAUUCGACGACAACUUGAAUACGCUAUUGCCGAAGCGAAGGGUGUCAGAAUCACAAAACCUCCUGGGACGCUGAGUGCCGUACGAGAGAUCGUGAAAUCGAAUGGCCUGACUGGGCUCUAUUUCGGCUUCCCUCUUCACUUUGUUCGGGAUACUUCGGGCACGGCACUGUAUUUCCUUGAGUAUGACGGGCUCCGACAUCUGUUGGGACGGCUGCCGUCAGGGGAACAGGGACCAACGCCAAACUGGCUUCCUAUCCCUGUUUCACUUGUGCCUUUUGUCUGCGGAUCGUUCAGUGGUGUAACCAGUUGGGCCCUCAUAUACCCCCUUGAUGUGGUAAAAACGAAAGUCCAGCAACGAGCUUUGGCAGGUGAACCUCAUCGAACCAUCCCAACUACGCUAUAUCGGUUGAUCAGAGGACCUGAUCCCGAGAAUCCCAAGGCGUUCUUCGCCGGUGUAGCAAGGAUCUAUCGUGGCCUCGGCGUUAGCGCCCUGCGGAGCGUUACCACGCACGGACUCCUCUGGACUUUCUUCGACCUUACUUCGAAUGCUAUUGACCGUUUACCCCGGAAUGGCGAGAACGACUAGUCUACAGUGAUUCCGAUUCGACACGGCUUUUUGUGAAACCUGGCUUCUGACCUUUACGCGUCGAUGAUACCGUCCGUCGUUCUUAGUCUGGCUCAUGCGUCCUUGCUCACGUUUCGUCCUGCUUCAUGACACGAAAACAUCGCUUCCGUCAUCCGCAUCCAUUCGCCCAAAUUAUUGUCAAGUCUUACUUGCUUUUCUGCAUCAUCAUCGUCGUUCAUCAUCAUCAUCAUCAUCACCACCUAAGCUAUAGAUAUGCCACGCUAGGCGUUGUAACACCCCCUCACUGCACAUUUAUUAAUAUAUCUCCA
Stereum hirsutum FP-91666 SS1 is the source of this 1471-nucleotide messenger RNA. RefSeq names its product mitochondrial carrier. The transcript has 10 exons. The coding region runs from base 147 to 1163 and encodes 338 amino acids. Gene Ontology annotation, molecular function: transmembrane transporter activity. Gene Ontology annotation, biological process: transport. The record is from RefSeq and is a predicted model, not a curated record. Lineage: Eukaryota; Fungi; Basidiomycota; Agaricomycetes; Russulales; Stereaceae.